GCUUCGCGUUUGUCUACAUGGAUGAUGAGCGCGACGGUGAUGAUGCCAUCCGGGCUUUGGACGGUAUGGAGUUCGGUAGGCAGCGCCGACGCCUUCGCGUUGAAUGGGCAAGGGGGGAAGGUCCUGUGAAGCAAAGGGAGGUAGAGCGUAGGAACUCCAAGCCUUCGAAAACUCUAUUCGUUGUGAAUUUUGACCCCAUCAAUACCCGAACACGGGACUUGGAGAGGCAUUUCGAACCAUAUGGCAAACUGGUUCGGGUCCAGAUUCGCAAGAACUUUGCGUUUGUGCAAUAUGAGACGAUUGAGGAGGCUGAAGCAGCGGUUAAAGGAACUGAUGGAAGCUCGGUUGAUGGUCGUCAAAUUACUGUAGAAUUUGCUGCCAGAGAGGACAGCUUUGACGAUGACAGGACUGCGCGCCGUGGCAGCCCUGACUAUGGCAGGCGCAGGGGCAGCCCAGAGUAUGGGCGCUAUGGAAG
Molecule: messenger RNA, 475 nt
Organism: Closterium sp. NIES-65
Lineage: Eukaryota; Viridiplantae; Streptophyta; Zygnematophyceae; Desmidiales; Closteriaceae
Source: the annotation of a GenBank genome assembly